This is a messenger RNA of Entrophospora candida, 397 nucleotides long. The record is from the annotation of a GenBank genome assembly. Lineage: Eukaryota; Fungi; Glomeromycota; Glomeromycetes; Entrophosporales; Entrophosporaceae.
AUGUAUUUUUCCUCGGGCGAAGGUAGUAGAAAUUAUAGAAACAACGACCAUCACAAUACGAGCAAUUUAACUAGAAUAAUCCAACAACAUCCACCAGUAGCGGUUCAGCAGCAAUAUAAUAUGCCGAAAAUAAUUGCCGGGGCAAGUAACGCUGUUACAGCAGAUGAAGGUUUAAAAACUGAACACUCGCGAUUGUUAGAUAAUUCAUCUAGACACAACAAUUAUGGAGUUAAGUCAAUAUCAGCAGUAGAAGAUGUUUACAUACCGAUUGAAGACAAUGACCGGUUCCCAAUAUCAGGGAUAAAUGCUUGUUGUCCAUAUUUGUUUUGUGGUGUGUUAUCAUCAAGUAUAAAAGAGUUUAAAUCCGCUUUGAUGAAUCCAUGGCUAUAUUAUUAUA